AACAGAGCAGAGCGUUUUGAUUGUAGCCCAGCGUGUUAGCAGCCAGCCAGGCAGCCAGGCAGGCAGGCAGGCAGUAGAUAGACCCUGAGAUCCUGGAACUAAACCCUGCAGUCCAGCGUCCUUCUGACACCCCGGUGGCGGCAGGAGACACAGAGAACUCGACUCAGUCCCCCUCCGGCCGCAUUCCUGCACACAGAUGAGUGUCCAGGACUGCUGUGGGCUCCACUGAGGGGCCGCCACUGACUCACUUGCGGUCCACCUUACUGCAGACUCUCCGAUAGCAAUCCUAUUAAGCAAGACUACGAGUCCCAUUUAAAAGAUGGAGGAGGGAUAUGAACUUGACUUGACCUACGUGACAGAGCGCAUCAUUGCCGUGUCCUUCCCUCGUGCCUGCUCCGAGGAGACUUACCUUCACAACCUGAGGGAUGUCACGCGCAUGCUCAAGUCCAAACAUGCGGACAACUACCUGGUGAUUAACCUGUCAGAAAAGAGACAUGACCUUUCAAAGAUGAAUCCCAAGACACUUGACACAGGUUGGCCUGACCUGCACGCUCCCCCCCUGGAUAAAAUCUGCACCAUCUGUAAGGCCAUGGAGAGCUGGCUGCAUGCUGACCCGCUCCAUGUGGCGGUCAUCCACUGCAGGGGAGGGAAGGGCAGGAUUGGUGUGGUCAUCUCCUCAUUUGUUCAUUUUACAGACAUCUCCGCAAGUGCUGACCAGGCCCUGGACCGCUUUGCCAUGAGGAAGUUUUACGAUGACAAGGUCUCCGCACUGAUGACGCCCUCCCAGAAAAGAUAUGUGUGGAUCCUGAACAGCCUUCUGAGCGGCUCGAUGAAGAUCAACGCCUCCCCUCUCUUCUUGCACUGGGUCAUCCUCCACGGGAUCCCCAAUUUCGACAAUGCUGGAGUCUGUCGUCCGUACCUGAAGGUUUACCAGGGGAUGCAGGCCGUCUAUUCCUCUGGAGUUUAUCUCAUCGGGCCCGGCCACAGGAACAGGCUAUGCAUCGCCCUGGAGCCGGCACAGCUGCUGAAGGGAGACAUCAUGGUCAAAUGCUAUCAUAAGAGCAGUUCCUCCAACAGGGACAUUAUCUUCAGACUGCAGUUCCACACAGGAGCAGUGCAAGGCUACAACCUCAUGUUUGAGAAGGAGGACAUGGAGUGUGCUAACAAAGAUUCCAGAUUUCCGGAUUAUGGAAAAGUGGAGCUAGUGUUUUCCGAGGGCCCAGAGAAGAUCCAAGGUGCGGAGCGCUGGCAGAACGGCCCAGAUGUGACCGUGGACUACAGCUUGACCGACCCGCUGACCCGAUGGGACUCCUACCAGAACAUCUGCAACGGUGAAGUGCCUCAGUCCCCGCCGCAGGGCUCCCCUCUGGACAAAGCGGAGGCGCUGGCCAGCCGAAGUCCGAGUGACAGCAGCUCCACGCUCAGGAGGGCGGCCGGCAGCGGCAGCGGCAGCGGCCUGGCCUCGGCCACCAGCAGCCCCGAGCACAGCGACCACGCCCUGUCGGCCAGCAGCGACUCCGGCCUGUCCAACGCCUCUCUGUGGACCGAGCGCGGCUCCUUGCCGUCCUCGUGCGCCACCACCACCACGACCGCCGUCGUCGUCACCGCCACCGCCAGCGCCGGUUCCGGUUCCGCCACCAAAGCGUCCGGCCCCAGCCAGCAGGAGAGGGCCGAGCUCCAGCGCCUGCUGAGCGGCUUCGGCCUGGACGCGCCGGCCGGCAUGCUCCACGGGGGCGGCGUGGUGGAGGUGGAGGUGGACGGCGGGGUGCCCGCGGGCGCCCACAGGGCCACUCACCAGGCCCAGGUCAUCCACAACCACAACCACGGCGGCGGCAGGCCGCAGAUGCCGCCCAAGGAGCGGGAGACGGACAUUCUGGACGACGAGGAGGGGCUCCUGAUGUCCGGCCACGACCUGCGCAGCACCGACAGCCUGGGCACGCUGUCCUCGUCCUGCCACGAGAGCAGCCAGAACUCGCUGCUGUCGGACGGCUUCGGCAGCCCCGGGGGGCCGGAGGAGGUGGCUGCCCUCCAUCACCACCACCACCAGCAGCACCACCACCAGCAGCAGCACCACCAGCAGCACCACCACCAGCACCUCAACAACAACCACCACGGCCACCCGUAUCUCCAGCACCAGCAGCACCAGCACCAGCACCCACACCAGCAGAGCCAGCAGCAGCAGCAGCAGCAGCAGUACCACCACCCGGCGGCGGGCGGGGCGGAGGAGUACGAGCGGGCGUACGGCGAGGCCCGCCGCGGCUGCCUGGGCCAGAGGAGCGCCUCGGUGCCCGCGGCGUCCUCGCCCUCGCCCUCGCCCUCGGCCUCGCCCUGCGGCACGGGGCCCCGCGCCGGCUCCUUCCGCCAGGGCGGCUACUCCACCCACACGUGGGUGCAGCAGCAGCAGAUGGUGGCGGCCCAGCAGUACUCCUACCUGCCCGAGGAGGUGGCCGGAGAGGUGCCCGCGUCCGCGCCCGCGCCCACGGGCGGCUACCGCCACGUGGGCGAGCAGUCGCCCGAGCCGCCGGCCGCCGAGCGGGGCAACGGCACGAGCGCCGUCCCGGAGACGACGAGCGUCUCCCACGCCGCCGUGGACAAGAGCCGCGACGAAGAGUUCAACUCGCUCACGGUGGACAUCGACAACUCCAUCGACCAGCUCAACCAGCUGAUCAUGGACCUGGACCCCACGUUCGUGCCCAUCCCCACCCGCUCCAGCUCGGUCAAGAGGAACGGCGGCGCGCCCGCCAACGGCCCCACCACCGCAUGCCCCAACGGGACCACUCACAGAGUCAGUGGACAUAGCCGAGCCGCGGUGCAGCAGCCAGCUGUCGGCCCCGGUGAUGUGCGUCCGGAAGGUGGACGCAGUCUCAGCAGGCAGGCCAGUGAUGUCCCGGACCACCCAGGCCAGCAGCCGUGGGGACUGAGGGAGGAGUUCGGGGAGCGGGCCACAUACCCCUCCUCAUGUGCGCCGCACACACAGCAUGGUGGAAUUUACAGGGCUGAAAGUCUGGACUACAGAAGUCAGAGUGUGGAGCUGGACAGUGGUGUGGAAGCUGGCAGCGACAUGGUCCCCCCCACCCCCUCCUUCCCCAUCUCCCCUCCCACACCUUACGUGAAAAACAUAUCAGACUUCCUGCAUCUCAGGCAAACUCCAUCCCCCAGCAUGCAAAUGUAUGGAGCCUACAGGCCAGAUCUUGACUCCAGGGUGUACACAGACAUCAUGGGUCACUCCUCAGAGCCGGGCCUGCCUGACCACUCCCCCGCCUGCCACCACACCUUUGGGCGCUCCGCAACCCUCGGAGGAACUCUGACCCGAACAGACAGCCUGGUCCAGUCUCCGUGGCAGGAGAGCCCGCUGCUGUGCCGCCAGGCCUCCCUGCCCCCCCAGCGCUCCGGCGCCUCCGACUUCGGCCACCACCAGUCGUCGCCGCCGGGCCACCACCCUCACCCGGCGCCCAACGCCCACAGCUCGCCCCGGGGCAGCCAGCGCAGCCGCGCCGCCCGCUACGCCUCCUGCCGGAGCCCCGCGCGCAGCUUCGACGAGCACGACGGCGGCCUGGCCACGCCCUCCGACCUGGGCCCCGCCGCCAGGGGCCUCCUGGUGGAGGCCACGCAGGGCCUGAGCGCGCAGCAGCUGCACCAGCAGGCCCACGCGCCCGGUGUGGCGCCGCUCCACCACCAGCCCCUGCACCACCAGCCCCCGCUGCUGCCCGAGAAGAGGAGGGCGUCGGACGGGGAGCACUCGCUGGGCUCGGCCUCGCCGGCGCUCAGCGGCUUCUCCAGCCCCCACAGCGGCAGCUCGCUCAGCAUCCCCUUCCCCAGCGUGCUGCCCGAGAUACAGGCCCGCGGCACGCCGGGCACCUCCUCACCUCUACCUGAUGUGCUGGCAAGCAAACAAGUGACUGUGAAGUUUGUUCAGGAUACAUCCAAAUUCUGGUACAAGCCUGACAUCGCGCGGGACCAAGCCAUCGCUGUCCUGAAGGACAAAGAGCCGGGCUCUUUCAUCGUGCGGGACAGCCACUCCUUCCGAGGAGCGUACGGAUUGGCCAUGAAGGUGGCCACACCCCCGCCGUCAGUCCUACAGCAGAGUAAGAAAGGAGGAGAUCUGUCCAACGAGCUGGUUCGUCACUUCCUCAUUGAGUGCACCCAGAAAGGCGUGCGGCUGAAGGGCUGUCCCAAUGAGCCCUACUUCGGCAGUCUGACUGCGCUGGUGUGCCAGCACUCCAUCACGCCGCUGGCGCUGCCCUGCAAGCUCAUCAUCCCGGACAGAGACCCCCUGGAGGACGUAGUGGAGACCACAACCCAGUCCAUCACCAACUCCGCCACAGAGCUCCUCAAGCAAGGGGCAGCGUGUAACGUGUGGUUCCUGGGCUCGGUGGAGAUGGAGUCCCUGACGGGCACGCAGGCGGUGCAGAAGGCCACGGGCGAAGUGCUCAGCAUGAGCCCGCUGCCAACCUCCACCGUGGUGCACUUCAAAGUCUCCUCCCAGGGCAUCACACUCACUGACAAUCAGAGGAAACUGUUCUUUAGGAGACACUAUGCCGUGAACACCGUGAUAUUCUGUGCUCUGGACCCCCAAGACAGAAAGUGGAAAAGAGAUGGCUGUGCUUCAGCGAGGAUAUUUGGCUUCGUGGCCAGGAAGUCAGGAAGUGCCAUGGACAACGUGUGCCACCUGUUCGCUGAGCACGACCCGGAGCAGCCAGCGAGCGCCAUCGUCAACUUUGUGUCCAAGGUCAUGAUCGGCUCCCAGAAGAACUAGUGUGGUCACCCUAGUGCAUAUGAGAGGGGUGAUCAGGGGCCGAAAGUGGUCAUUUAUACUUUCCCCUCGGAGAUGACCGCCAGUGGCCAUGCGUGGCCUAUGAGCAGCAUGCGAGAGUGGAGGCCAGUUGCCAUAGUGAUACAGUAUGGGAGAGCUGUUUGUUUUGUAUACAAGACUUUGAUCUUGACAAAACAAGACACAAGCUGUACUUUAAAAUUAGAGACCCAUAAUCAUGUAUGUAUAUUUAUGUAUUAGUAUGUUAUGAAAUCCAUAUUUAUUUUACUAUCCAAACCAUUUCCAAGUGUUGUUUUUUUUUCUCUAAGUCUGAAACUGUAUGUACAUGUGAAUUAACUCUGACUAUUUGAAGCUAUAUCAGGUAGCCGCCAGAAAACAUAAUGAUACUAUCAGAAACAGAGUGUAAAUGACUGUAUGCUGUGAUAUAAAAAACAGUCCAUUCUAAAGAGUCAGUGAACUUUACAACUGAGAUGCAUACAGUAUGUGCUGCUUUUGGGUGUAACUAUAUGAAGUAGCCUACUACUUCUACGUAGGCGUACAAGAGACAUUUUACCAAUUUCGUUGUGUAUGGCUUCUUAUCUCUGGGUACUCUUGAGGCGUCACUGACAGAAUUUGCGGUCAACCAAAGUUGUUUCAAAAACAAAGUUAGUAUUGUUCCAAAAUGGGCUCCAAUUUACAGCAUGUAUAUGCUCAACUCCACAGUGAGCAAAGCUAGAGGUUAGCCUCCCCUUAAUCUAUGCAAAGGAUGUAAAUAAAAGCAUUAAAAUUGAGCUAAAACUGGCUAAAUAUAUGCACAUCUCUUUUAUGAUUUUAGUUUCUGUAUUUUUGCCCAAGUAUUUCUUGUUGAGAAGCUUUUGAGAUGUGAUUAAAGGACAUGGAUAUCAUAGCAAUUUAACAACACAAGUCUAUUUUUGUAUGUCAACCCUGAUAUAUGUAUAUGUAUUUAUGAUUAGAUGAAAUUAUAUUGUCCAUGAAUACACCCAAACCAUGAUGUCACAGAAUUAAGGAUUCAAAUGUUGAAGAUUUAAUCUUGACACCGGCAAGUUUUUGUAAUGUGAGUUAAUUCCCUUCGAGCAUUUUAUCUAAUAAUUUGCUAAAGUUAUAUGAUGUCUUGUAUUAUUUUAAUAUCAUACCUUACAAAGAGGCUGUGUUCAGAAGAUGAAAAUAUUAUGACCGUAGAGCCGGCAUCAUUUGCAUCAGUUUAGUUUUAUAUAUAGAAUUGUCUAGAGGAGUAUACAGCAUGGUGAUCAAAACGUCUUGUUCUGAAAUGCUAGCAACAUACAUGUAUCAUGUAUACUGAUCAGAUGCUUGAGUAUUCCAAGCUGUUUAUGGUGUUCUGUGUCAUUAUUCAGUGCUGUUUCACUGAGGGCAUAAUAUGGCUGGUAUGUUGCUGUAAAGUAAAUGUGCUGAACAGACAUUUGAAGACAUUUGGACACUGAGCUUUUAGCAAUUUGGUCUCAAACUAUGUUUAAAAAAAAUAAUAUUCUCAUGAAUGAUAUACUUAUGACUUAUGGGACCAGAGAGAAGUAUGGCGUUGACUAUGAAUGCGUAUAUUCAUGGCAUUUGAUAUUUGUUAAGAUUCUGUAUUCUAUGAACUUGCUCAGUUGCCAGAGGACACUGUAUUGUAUUUUCUAUGUGUGUUUCUUGGUCUCCAUGAACUGUGGCCAACCACUCGAUAUAAGUGGCAUUAUAAGAUAUGGAUGUAAAUAAAUAAAAAGGGAUGUCAUAAGCAUGA
Molecule: messenger RNA, 6506 nt
Organism: Sardina pilchardus (European sardine)
Lineage: Eukaryota; Metazoa; Chordata; Actinopteri; Clupeiformes; Clupeidae
Product: tensin-3-like
Exons: 27
Coding region: 320-4756 (1478 amino acids)
Cellular component (GO): focal adhesion
Molecular function (GO): protein binding
Source: RefSeq, a predicted model, not a curated record